AUGCAGCUAUUCAAUAGACGACUGGUGGGUGUACUGAUUUCCCUCCAAGUGAUGGUCAUCUGCUCCACUGCUUACUAUUCCCGAUGGAGUGAUUGGGGUCCGUGGUCGCCUUGUAACGCAUCGUGUGGGAGGGGCGCAACCGAGAGACACCGGACAUGCGAAGAUGUUUUUGGAGGAGAGGCAGACGGAUGUGGAGACGAGGAUGAUGGGGUGGAGAUCGCCGAUUGUUUCAACCAAAGAUGUCUUCUAGGAUGGUUAGAAGAGGGUUCGCCAGAGAGUAAGAUAAAGCCUCAAUCCUUGUGGAACCAGUGGAGUGGAUGGGCCGGUUGUGACGUCGACUGCGGCGGCGUCGGGAAGCAUAUGCGAUCCCGAGGCUGUAUGAUAACCCCGUGGCAGAAACACUCAUUUGAGAUGUCUCGUCUUUGCGAGAACGGUGGAAAACCUGUCACAAAAGCAUGGGUAUUCGCUUACGCGCCAUGUGACAGGGGCCCUUGCACUGCUGCAGAUACAAAAAAAAUAGGAGAGUGGACUGAAUGGACAUGGUCCCCUUGUACCGCUACAUGUGGGGUUGGGGUAAAGGUGGGCAACAGGACCUGCAUGGAUGGCGAGUUGAAUGGUAGGAACUGUGUGGGAGAAGAUCGUCGCUACAUGGAUUGCGAGAAGGGCCCCUGCAAAAACAAAGUUCCAACUGGUGUGGCCUGGGGCAAUUGGCAUGGUUGGUCGCCGUGCACUGAAAGCUGUGGCAACCUGUCCACGAAACACCGGUGGCGGUAUUGCUUCAAAGGGAAAGAAAAAACAGAAGGUUGUGAAGGCGGGAAAAAUGCAAAUCAAGUACAUUCCUGCCGGGUACCUGCAUGCAAAUUUAUGGACAUUGAUCCUCCAAAAUGGACAGAGUGGACAGAGUGGACAGAAUGCACAAAGACAUGCGGAGGUAUUUUUGGAAACCGAUACAGGAAGAGGGAAUGCCUGCUGCAGGGAUAUACUUCCAAAAACUGUUUUACCGAGGGCAGAUCAAAAGAUUCUCAGAAGGGGAUUUGUAGGAGCAAGGAUCCUUGCCCACCUCCAACAAAACCUCCACCAACGACAAAACCGCCACCAACGACAAAACCGCCACCAACAACAACGAAACCGCCACCAAUAAAACCCCCUCAACUACCACAGAAAGUGCAUAUAAAUAUACCAAAGAAACCGUUGAAUAGUGGUCAGCAAUCUGCAAACCAACAGUUGCCAGGAAAAUUUACCAGUAGUUUCAUGGCGCGAUACGCACAAGUGAUGAAACAGAAAAGCACCAACUCUCAAACUGCACAAAAUACGAAACCGUUCAGUCCUUGGUCAAAGUUAGGUAGUGUUAAAUCACCAAGCUCUUCUCAACUGAGUCAAUCUAGCUCGCACUCCAAAAGCUCAACCAAGCAGUCGACUAGCGGAGGAGCCGUCUCUUGGACAUCGUGGAGCGAUUGGGCAAAAUGUAGCGCCAGUUGUGACGGUGGUACUCGUACUCGACGGCGAGAAUGCAACGAUGACAAGAAGAAUCUCGCUACGGGCUGUGAGGGUGAAUACAUGGACACUGGCACAUGUGAGUCUACGCCUUGCCAGUCGGAAUCCUCUUGGAUACCGUGGAGCGAAUGGACAAAAUGUAGCGCCAGUUGUGACGGUGGUACUCGUACUCGAUGGCGAGAAUGCAACGAUGACAACAGGAAUCUUGCUACGGGCUGCGAGGGUGAAUACAUGGACACUGGCGAUUGUGGUUUACAACAUUGCCAGUCGACAUUAAGUUUGAAGGAUGCGCAAUAUCCAGGCAGCGCCAGUAAGAGCGAAUCUAGCGCGCAGUCCAGGAGCUCAACUCAUAAAUCAAGUAGCGAAGCUUGGUCGCAGUGGAGCGAAUGGACAAAAUGUAGCGCCAGUUGUGACGGUGGUAGUCGUACCCGAUGGCGAGAAUGCAACGAUGACAAUAAGAAUCUUGCUAUGGGAUGUGAAGGAGAGUACAUGGACAGUGGCGAUUGUGGCUUACAACCUUGUUCACCAUCAUCACAUUUCACCAAACCAAAACCGGACACACCACCUCCCGACAUGACCACGCUUUACAACCCAUGGUCAGAGUGGCAAGCAUGCUCGUGUGCUAAUCGGCACAAGAAGAGAACACGCACCUGUCUCCGUGGAAAGGAAGCCCAGUGUGCCACGUCAAAGAUGGUUGUGGAGGAGACGGAGAGGUGUGACCCCGGCAGGUGUCCAGGUUCUGAACAGGCCUCCGCAGACAGUGCAUCUCAUAAAGAAGGCGACACGUACGGAUCUGCAGGGGGAAGGGCUGGAGGGGGAGAGAGUGGAGGAGAAGAAGAAGAAGAUGGGUGGAGCGCAUGGGAAGACUGGCAGCCCUGCACGGUCACGUGUGGAAUGGGUGUGCGCAUGCGCACUCGGCGCUGUGCAGACUCCAACUGUCGUGGUGACGAUGUUGAGUCGGAAGAUUGUUUUGCUGAUCAACUCUGUGAGGAUGGUACUGCUAUCAGCGAAUUUCAUGCAGAGGUGGGAAAAGGGGCCGUCAUCAGUUGCUAUGGCAACUAUUUUGUUGAAGAUCAUCCUGGAUCCAAAGUUAUUUGGUCAAAGAACGAGGAACCGAUCAAGUUGUUGGAUCGUUUUCUGCUCAAGAACCUUGCCGACCUUGAAAUCAAAGAAGUACAAGCCGAUGAUGAAGGCAUCUACACAUGCGCAGUGGAGUCAGGAGAUAAAACAUUCACACGCCAUGUCAUACUUCUAAAGAUUAACUCGGCAGAUGGUUUCGGUGGCGAUGCCAUGAUGCAGAUGAUCAUUCCCGCUUCCGUUCCCCUUGCUGCACUCAUUUUGAUCAUUGGAAUAUGCAUAUGCCAGAGGUGUUGUGGAAAGAAAGAGGAUCCAGGGAAAAGAAAGGCAAAGAAAGUCAAAGAAAAGAAGCCAAACCAACUAAAAAGGGUGCCUCAAAGUCAAAGAACAAUUCGAAUAUUAAGAGUUCAAAGGUACCGGAGAUUACUGAAGAAGAGGAUGAUGUUGAAUCUCUAGCAUCGAUGCCUGAUAGAAGUCCUCCUCCACCACCACCACCACCACAACCACCACCCUCAUCUGGUUCUUCACCAGGUGC
Molecule: messenger RNA, 3106 nt
Organism: Strongylocentrotus purpuratus (purple sea urchin)
Lineage: Eukaryota; Metazoa; Echinodermata; Echinoidea; Camarodonta; Strongylocentrotidae
Product: SCO-spondin-like
Exons: 15
Coding region: 1-3027 (1008 amino acids)
Source: RefSeq, a predicted model, not a curated record